CAGUUCAAACUCCAAAUACCGCCGCUGACAUCCCCACUGUAAUAAAUUCUUCCUGUUCUUUUCGGGCAACAGAGACUGACAACAUCGCUGGCGGAGUCUCCAAAAUUCCGACGGAGUUUCCGAUGUCGAAGAAAUCCGUAUAAAUAUAGCAGAUCCGGUACGUAUACGCUGUCGUAUCCUGUCACCCAUCGCCGCCGUUGGAUUGUUUUAUAGGUCGGACUGAACUGACGGCCAGAUCUCCGCCACGGAAGCACGCUAGUGGUACGGAUGGCGUCCUUGGCACUUUCCUCCUCCCUCAACCUUCGCCUCCGCCCCAAUUCCGCCGCCCAAACCCUAAUCCUAACUGCAGCCCCUAGAUCCCUCCGUCUCGAUUCUAGGUCAACAUCUCCCAUCAGAAAUGAAAUCGGCAGCUCCGACCUUCCGAUUCGCGACAAUCGUGUUCAAUUUUGCAACCAGAAGCUCCAAAUUUUGUCCCGGCGCGGGAGAUCAACGGUCGCAUCUGCGUCUCCGUCGGUUCCGCCUCUUCCGAAGCAGGAGCCAUGGCAGGGCGCGGCGAUCAAGCCGCUUAUAGCAUCAAUCGCGACGGGGAUCAUCCUAUGGUUCGUACCCGCCCCAACCGGCGUCUCGCGGAUCGCGUGGCAACUUCUCUCGAUCUUUCUCGCCACCAUAGUCGGAAUCAUCACCCAGCCGUUGCCGCUAGGCGCCGUUGCUUUACUCGGCCUCGGAGCUUGCGUCCUGACCAAAACGCUGUCGUUUGCCGCCGCGUUCUCAGCGUUCGGCGAUCCGAUCCCGUGGCUAAUCGCGCUGGCCUUCUUCUUCGCGCGAGGGUUCAUUAAAACAGGAUUGGGCAACCGAAUCGCCUACCAAUUCGUUUCCCUAUUUGGAAGCUCCUCGUUAGGGUUAGGCUACAGUCUCGUCUUCAGCGAAGCCCUAUUAGCACCGGCAAUCCCCUCAGUUUCAGCUCGCGCCGGGGGUAUCUUCCUGCCAUUGGUGAAAUCUCUAUGCGUCGCUUGCGGCAGCAACGCAGGGGAUGGAACAGAGAACAAAUUAGGCUCAUGGUUAAUGUUGACAUGUUUUCAAACGUCUGUAAUUUCAUCUUCUAUGUUUCUGACUGCCAUGGCUGCAAAUCCUUUGGCUGCUAACUUAACCGCCAGCACGAUAAACAUGCCUAUCGGGUGGAUGGAUUGGGCCAAGGCCGCAAUCGUACCUGGUCUGGUGUCUUUAGUGGUGGUGCCAUUGUUGUUGUACGUAAUCUAUCCUCCUUCAGUGAAGAGUAGCCCUGAUGCACCUAAGCUUGCUCGGGAGAAGCUGGCGAGUAUGGGGCCCAUGACAAAGAACGAGAUGAUUAUGGCUGGAACUCUGCUUCUUACGGUUGGACUAUGGAUCUUUGGUAGCGUCCUGAAUGUUGAUGCCGUAACUGCUGCCAUUCUCGGCCUUUCUGUCCUUCUUGUAACGGGUGUUGUCACGUGGAAGGAAUGCCUAGCUGAAGCAGUUGCCUGGGACACACUUACAUGGUUCGCUGCUCUGAUUGCAAUGGCCGGGUAUCUGAACAAAUAUGGCCUCAUCUCUUGGUUUAGCCAAACAGUGGUCAAGUUUGUUGGUGGAUUGGGUCUAUCAUGGCAGCUAUCAUUCGGAAUUCUCGUCCUCCUAUACUUCUACUCUCAUUAUUUCUUUGCCAGCGGGGCAGCCCAUAUCGGGGCAAUGUUCACCGCAUUCCUAUCAGUUGCCAGCGCCUUGGGCACCCCACCCUACCUGGGCGCUGUCGUCCUCUCAUUCCUGUCCAACCUCAUGGGCGGUAUCACUCACUAUGGCAUCGGGUCAGCCCCCGUGUUCUAUGGUGCUGGCUAUGUCCCCCUUGCCCAAUGGUGGGGCUACGGGUUCUUGAUCUCCAUAGUCAAUCUCGCCAUAUGGCUUGGAAUCGGCGGCAUCUGGUGGAAGGCCAUCGGGUUGUGGUAGGGAACCGUGUUCUCGAUUCUAGAAGCUUCUAGAAGAAACAAGAUGGUGUUUGUUGGAAUUUGAGAAUUUAGUUAGUUUAAUGAUUGGGACAAAUACAAUGCUGAUAACACUCAAUCCAAGAUUUUGGGAGCUUGGCUAGGACAGGUAUAAAAUUUUGAGGUAUGUAUUACUUCUGUAGCUGUCAAAAAUUUUCCCUUUGUAAUAAUUGGGGAUUCUCUUGCAAUUUUUGCCUAUUGGAAAUAAAGGCUGCAAAGUUACUUCUUA
Molecule: messenger RNA, 2220 nt
Organism: Andrographis paniculata
Lineage: Eukaryota; Viridiplantae; Streptophyta; Magnoliopsida; Lamiales; Acanthaceae
Product: dicarboxylate transporter 1, chloroplastic-like
Exons: 3
Coding region: 268-1956 (562 amino acids)
Biological process (GO): transmembrane transport
Cellular component (GO): membrane
Molecular function (GO): transmembrane transporter activity
Source: RefSeq, a predicted model, not a curated record